UGAAUGUGAUUAGAUUUUAAUCGUCAUCAAAUAACUUUUUUCUUUAACAAAAAAAAUAAAAUCACAUUUAUACUAUUGACUAGAUCCAGCGGCUAUAGAUAAAUGCGGUGGCAUAUCGGAGGGUAAAAAAAGAUUGGUGUGGUCCUAUAUAUUCAAGAGUGGACUGUGUAUCAAGAGAAGAGUCUAAAGAACACAAAGAAAUUAAAGGAGAAAAUAUACCAAGAUGGAUACUCGUAGGGAUGAUGCAACAAAACCCAUGACGAUGUGGUUUUCGGGGAUGCUGUUGUUUUCCAUGGUGGCCGAGUCAAAUGCCCAACUGUCAGAGAAUUACUACGCCUCGACUUGUCCUAACGUCGAGCUCAUCGUUAAGCAGGCGGUUACUACAAAAUUCCAACAAACUCCUACGACGGCUCCGGCAACGUUACGGAUGUUCUUUCACGACUGCUUCGUCGAGGGAUGUGAUGCGUCUGUGUUUAUAGCAUCUGACAAUGAAGACGCAGAGAAAGACGCGCCGGACAAUAAAUCUCUCCCCGGAGACGGAUUUGACACUGUGAUUAAAGCUAAAACCGCUGUAGAAUCUCAAUGUCCCGGCGUUGUGUCAUGUGCCGAUAUUCUAGCUCUCGCCGCCAGAGACGUUGUCGUCAUCGUUGGAGGGCCAGAGUUUAAGGUGGAGCUAGGUAGACGAGACGGGCUCGUGUCGCAAGCAUCUAGAGUGACCGGGAAGUUACCUGAACCAGGGCUUGACGUGAGAGGUCUAGUCCAGAUCUUUGCUAGUAACGGGCUUUCAUUGACCGACAUGAUUGCUCUCUCAGGCGCACAUACCAUUGGAUCCUCUCACUGCAACCGUUUCGCCAACCGUCUCCACAACUUCUCGACGUUCCUGCCCUUGGACCCUACGAUCGACCCGGCCUACGCACAGCAGCUGACAAAAGACUGCUCUAACCCCGAUCCUGACUUCGUCGUGCCCCUGGACCCAACCACCACAGAUACCUUCGACAAUAGCUAUUUCCAGAACCUAGUGGCUCGAAGAGGCCUUCUCACCUCCGAUCAAGCUCUGUUUAACGAUCUCUCGUCUCAGUCCACGGUGAUGAGGUUUGCUAACAACGCCGAAGAAUUCUACGGUGCUUUUAGCUCUGCUAUGAGGAAUCUUGGUCGCGUUGGUGUUAAGGUUGGGAGCGAAGGAGAGAUUCGAAGGGACUGCUCUGCUUUUAACUAGCUUUAUUGAAGAGAUUCUUAAAACAUAAAACAUAUAAAUUCUGAAGCUUUUGAUAUAUUUCAUAAUCCACAAUGGAACUUCUCGAAUUGUAGUGUUUAAGCUAUU
Messenger RNA from Arabidopsis lyrata subsp. lyrata, 1321 nucleotides. RefSeq names its product peroxidase 55. Gene Ontology annotation, molecular function: peroxidase activity; heme binding. The record is from RefSeq and is a predicted model, not a curated record. Lineage: Eukaryota; Viridiplantae; Streptophyta; Magnoliopsida; Brassicales; Brassicaceae. Gene Ontology annotation, biological process: hydrogen peroxide catabolic process; response to oxidative stress. The transcript has 3 exons. The coding region runs from base 224 to 1216 and encodes 330 amino acids.